GACCGGCGGACGCGGGCGGGCGCGACGCCCCUGCUGCUCGCCGCGGAGGCUGGCAACGCCUCCGUGGCCGGCAUCCUCUGCGAAGCCUCGGCCGACGUCGCCCUGGCGCCGCCGGACGGCGCGACGCCCCUCGGCAUGGCGGCGCAGAACGGGCACGCCGCGGUCGCCGGGCGCCUCUGCGGCGCCGGGGCGGACGCCGGCGGGCCGACGCACGGGGGGCUCGCGCCAGUGCGGGUCGCGGCCCAGUUCGGGCACGAGCAGGUGGUGCGGCUCCUGUGCGAGGCGGCCGCGCAGGGCGCCCGCCCCGGCCCCGGCGACCUGCUCCCGCCGCUCCUGGCGGCGGCGCAGGCCGGGCACGCCGCGGUGGUGCGGUGCCUCUGCGUGGCGCGGCCCGCGUCGGACGGCGGCCGCACCAGCGCCGUGGCCGUGGACUCGGCGCUUGCGGACGGGUGCACGCCGCUGAUCGCCGCGGCGCGCUUUGGGCACGUGGAGGUCUGCGGCGCGCUGCUCGCGCUGGGAGCCUCCUGCAGCGCCCGGGUCGCCGGGAACUCGGCGCCCUCUGAUCAUCGGGCGCGACGGCAACGCGCGGGAGGUUGCGUGGGGCAGCGGCCACGUGGAGCUCGCGCAGCUGCUGGGCGGCGACGUCGCGCGGCAGCUCUUCGUCGCCGCGGAGAGGGGCCUGCUCGGCUUCGUGCGCCACGCCCUGUCGGCGAGGGCCUGCCCCGACGCGCAGCAGCAGCACGGCAGCGCCACGGCGCUGUACGUGGCGGCGCAGAACGGGCACGCGGAUCUCGUGCGGUUCCUCUGCGAGGCGGGCGCGGAGGUCGACCGCCCGCACGCGGCGCCGGGUGGGGGGCGCGGCGUUGA
Messenger RNA from Prorocentrum cordatum, 867 nucleotides. NCBI's taxonomy places the organism in Eukaryota, Dinophyceae, Prorocentrales, Prorocentraceae. The record is from the annotation of a GenBank genome assembly.